Messenger RNA from Anisakis simplex (herring worm), 993 nucleotides. The record is from the annotation of a GenBank genome assembly. Lineage: Eukaryota; Metazoa; Nematoda; Chromadorea; Rhabditida; Anisakidae.
GAUGAUAAUCUUUACGAUGUUUUGGCGCUGACCACUCGUUUAUUAGCCGAAAGACCAGCAGUGAUGGUGCCGGCAUUCGAUCGUAACAAGGGACUGGCGGUCGUUUUCAAAUUGCUCAAUUCAACCAAUGAGCUGAUUCGAGUGCCAGCUCUGAAAAUAUUUGGCUUUUUCCUGUGUCGAUCCACUCUUAAACGAAAGAACGAUUCAGUGGGCAAUUUGAAUUUGUUUACGUUGUUAACGGAUCGUUUGUUGUUGAAUGCAAGCUAUCUGAGUUUGGCCACGUACAAUGCACUCUUCGAAAUUUUGGUCGAGCAGAUGACACCGCUGAUCAGUUACACAUCGCAUGUGCCCAUAACGGACGCGUUGUCGUUCGAGAAUCCGACACUGUUGAAGGUUAUCGCGAAUCUGAUAACGCAAAGUGAAGAACGACCCGAAUUGAUUAAGGUGAAACGCGUGUUUUUGGAGGAUCUGAUAAAAAUGUGUGAAAAUUCUCGUGAUAAUCGACGUACAAUUCUGCAAAUGAGCGUUUGGCAAGAAUGGUUGAUAUCGCUGGCGUACGUGUUUCCGACGAAUGACGAUGAGGCGACGAUCACUGAGCUGGUGUAUCGUGUCUUUGAGCAGCUCUUAUUCCAUGCGAUUAGACUCGAAUACGGUGGAUGGCGUGUUUGGGUUGAUACAUUAGCAAUUGCACACUCCAAGGUCUCGUGGGAACGUUAUCGUGCGUCGUCACGCGUCUAUUCAUCGCCAACGAAUCGAAACGCAAACGGUGAUGUAAUCGCAGAGACUGUCAGCGAUAUCGUCUCGAGUGUGGUGCAAAAUGUGGAUGGCAAAUCGGAUGGUAAUGAACGUCAUGAGGGCAGUGGUGCGUUGUCGACACCUGAAGAGCAACCAACAGCAAUCUAUCGAACACCAGAAUUUCGAUGGUCAAAUAUUCAUUUGAGAUUGCUGAACGAUUUGUUGAGUGCAAUUGAAAAUGUGGUCGUUGAGUGGAGA